Messenger RNA from Sinocyclocheilus rhinocerous, 1731 nucleotides. Its product is annotated as Golgi SNAP receptor complex member 2-like. NCBI's taxonomy places the organism in Eukaryota, Metazoa, Chordata, Actinopteri, Cypriniformes, Cyprinidae. Gene Ontology annotation, cellular component: SNARE complex; Golgi apparatus; late endosome membrane. The transcript has 6 exons. Gene Ontology annotation, biological process: vesicle fusion; intra-Golgi vesicle-mediated transport. Gene Ontology annotation, molecular function: SNAP receptor activity; SNARE binding. The coding region runs from base 168 to 806 and encodes 212 amino acids. The record is from RefSeq and is a predicted model, not a curated record.
UUUAGUCAGGCGGAGAGGGCGCCUAAAAGAGGUCCUUUUUCCUGUUGACGUGUAUGCUUGACAGCGAUAUGUGAAACUAAACGAAACGGAGGAAAUAAAACAUUCCAUAACUUUCCUUUAAAUACUUUUCCCCGUGUUUUUAGUGGCGUCCUUAACUGUCACUGAAGAUGGAGACGCUUUACCAUCAGACCAAUAAACAAAUUCAGGAGGUUCAGUCUCACAUGGGACGACUGGAGACCACAGACCGACAGUCAGUCCAUUUACUUGAAAAUGAACUUCAAGCAAGAAUUGAUCAAAUCUUUAAUCAGCUGGAGCGACUUGAGAUACUAGCCAGUAAAGAGCCACCAAACCGCCGGCAAAAUGCCAAACUGCGUGUUGAUCAGCUGAAGUAUGAUGUGCAGCAUCUCCAGACAGCCCUGAGGAACUUCCAGCACAGACGUUACGCUCGCGAGGCUCAGGAGAGAGAAAGAGAGGAGCUCUUGAGCCGAAGCUUCACAACAAACGAUGCAGACACCUCCAUCCCUAUUGAUGAAACCCUGCAGUUUAAUAGCAGUCUACAAAACGCUCACAGAGGAAUGGAUGACCUGCUGGGCUCCGGCUCCAGCAUCCUUACCGGCCUGAGAGACCAGAGGAGCACGCUUAAGGGUACCCAUAAAAAGAUGUUGGAUGUUGCAAACAUGUUGGGUUUGUCGAACACGGUCAUGCGUUUCAUUGAGAAGCGAGCAUCGCAGGACAAGUUCAUCAUGAUGGCUGGAAUGCUGGCUACUUGCUUUGUCAUGUUCCUGGUGGUGAAAUACCUUAGCUGAACUCUCCCGGCUUUAGCCGACCCUGCUGCUCGAUCGCGUCAGUGGAUCAUUCAGGUUUUCAUGCCACAUGCAUCACAUCUAUGAAAAAUGCACAGGUGUGCCGAAAGAAAAUCACAGAACUGCCUCUUUGCAGGAUGACUGCCACUCUCAACAUCACAAAUCUUUUGUGUCUCUAGUCUUACUACUUCAGCUGUAUUUUUAAAGACUUUGAAUCCUUUCAUAACUUUCCUCUCAGUUGAUUCUGAAAUAAGCAGCAAAUUUUUGUGACUGCUCUUUAUUUUGGAGUCUAGACUGAACUAAAACCUUUAUUCUCGCCGGUAUUAUAGAAGUAUUAGAGCAAAUAAUAAUUAAAGACAUUUAGAUUUAAAAUGUGUAAGGGUUAGAGAACUGGUCUGUUAUCUGGCUCUUCAUUGCCACCUUCUGGACAACAAACCAAAAAUAUUUGGUUACUCAGUGCUUAGUUUGUACUGUUUUGUUAAUAACACUUCUAACCUGUAAAUACACAUUUCUGUGCAAUAAACUCAAGUAGCGUCUAGCUGCCCUGAAAUGUAAAACUCUCCACUUGUUUCAUACCGUUAAAGUGUGAGUGUGUACGCCUGGAUCUACGCAGGAGCCACAGCCUCCGGCAAACAGGAAAUGAGACGUCUUAUUGGACAUCUGCUGCAUGGAUCUUGACGCUGUAUGCGCACAUUCACACAUGCUCAAGACCCCAGCAGCAUAAUCCUCAACAAUAUCCUCCUGCAACAGUCAUACAUCAUUUCUGUCUUUGCCACUGUCAUGAAAUUCAAAUGUUGACCAAGAGGAUAAAAUACUAUUACUAUUGAAAAACAAUGUGAAAGUUAACAGUCACCUGCUGUUCUUUUUCACUGUAGUCAAUGUCACAGAGACCCAGUGAAGUAGAUGUAACAAAUUUAUGCAGCCAUUA